Molecule: messenger RNA, 1431 nt
Organism: Parascedosporium putredinis
Lineage: Eukaryota; Fungi; Ascomycota; Sordariomycetes; Microascales; Microascaceae
Source: the annotation of a GenBank genome assembly
AUGCGGUAUGAGCAGGAGCGGUGGGUUUUGGACGGCGAGGAGAACACUACGUUUACAAUGUUCUUCGUCAUGUUCAGAAUCCAAGGACCUCUAUUCUCGGUUGGAUUCGCCGAUAUUGCUGGCUUGACAGGGGUGUUGCCAGAAGUCGGACAAGGCGGCGGGGCCGCCUGGUUCUCCGCCCGGGAAGGUUCCUUUUGGUUCGCAGCCGGGUUCAAAGCCACGGCGUUCCAGAUGCUCUCGGUCGACGCGCUCGUCGUGGUCCAGCUGAACCCCGAGGUGCAGCUCGGCAUCUACGGCCUCGGUAUCGCGUGCACCCUUGACGUUGGGGCUGGAACCUUUAAGCUUGAGGCACAACUGUCUCCGCGCAGCUUCAUCUUGGACAGCAGCUGCCAUCUCACCGGCGGCUUGGCCCUGUACGCGUGGUUCGCGCCCAGGGUGCCCUCUUCGGACCCGGAGAUAAAAGAUAUGCAGGGAGACUGGGUCAGCGCGCUGCGCAUCUCGGGCGAGGCGUACUUUGCCGUCACGCCGCGAGUUUGCAUGGCGGGUGGCAAGUUGAACGCGGCACUGACGCUCGGUGCGCUCUCGGCCUGGUUCGAUGCGUUCUUGGACAUGCUGCUUAAUUUCGAUCCUUUCUACUUCCGCGCCGUGGGCGGCGUGAGCGUGGGCGUACGCUUCUCCAUGGACCUCUGGCUCGUAACCAUUCACAUUGCCGUGGAGAUUGGGGCGACGCUGACCGUUGCAGGCCCACCCAUGGCGGGCAUGGUGCACGUGGACUUUUGGGUGUUUGGAUUCGAUAUCCAGUUCGGAGGCAAGAUGGCAGAGAAGCCUGACAAGAAGACGUUGCUUCAGUUCAAAGAGUUGGUAUUCAAGACGAAGUCGAGCUCCUCCAGCGCUCUACCUAACAAUAUUUUCAUGUCACGAUUGGAAGGAGGGGCUCUGCGAGAGCUUGAUGAUGACAAUGAAGAUGCCGGAGGGUGGGUGGCUCUCGAAAACGCUGGGGAAGACACAGUUAGUCGCAGAGCAGAAGAGGCUGAGAAAACGACGAAACCGUUCAUAUUCAAUUGCGACUCCGGUCUUGUGCCACCGACAGAGAUCAAGGGCCAAAAGAAACCACCACCAUCCGCCGGCCGAGAGGCAAAGACCCGAACCGCCGAGCCCCGCGCCCCAGAAAAAGACAAGAAGAAGAAGAAGAUAUGGGUUGUGCAGCCAGGCACGUUUGCUUACUCCAUCACUUUUGCUUUUGCGACAAGUAAAGGGACGCUGGAGGACAAGCGACCGGGUGCGGCGAUGCCGAAGCAGCCUCUGCGCAAGUUCAAGCCCGAACACGACAGCAUAUUCGCGCUGCCCAUGCGACUGGAGAAGACGAUGACGGUCGACGCGACAGUCCGCAUCACCCAGCAAAAGAAGUUGCGGUUCAGCUGCGGCGGAUGA